Penicillium chermesinum is the source of this 219-nucleotide messenger RNA. RefSeq lists its product as uncharacterized. The record is from RefSeq and is a predicted model, not a curated record. The coding region runs from base 1 to 219 and encodes 72 amino acids. The transcript has a single exon. Lineage: Eukaryota; Fungi; Ascomycota; Eurotiomycetes; Eurotiales; Aspergillaceae.
AUGGACCACCGGCUCUUCCGGUUCUUCCGGCUGAGCCGUGACGCUACCCUCGCUUGGCAUAUCUUCUAUCAGACUCGCAUGGGGGAACAACCACCCGAAAACGAGCCAACACCAGAAGAAUCCAAGCAACCUCAGAUGGGAGAACGUUGCAACUGCUUGAAAAGGGGAGGGGGGAAGGGACAAAGCUCCCAAGCACAGGGGUGGGGCCUCUUUCCAUGA